Molecule: messenger RNA, 1755 nt
Organism: Sphenostylis stenocarpa
Lineage: Eukaryota; Viridiplantae; Streptophyta; Magnoliopsida; Fabales; Fabaceae
Source: the annotation of a GenBank genome assembly
AUGCCUGGAUGUUUAAGAAUGACAUCAGCUCAGGAGUUGAUUUUGGAUAAGAAUAGGUGUUUUUAUGUAUUUGCAAUGCAGAGGGAUCAUUCCAAGAAGAGAUUGGAUAGUCAUAACUUUGAACCAAAUGGAAUUAGUGGUUUGUAUGGGCAGCAUAGUGUGAAGAAACUGAAGACAACUAAACAAUCCCUUGAUAAUUUUGACAAUGUUGCUCCAAUAACUAAUUCUAUUCCCUCCCCUGCUGCUUCACAAAUGAGUAACAUGUCUAAUCCAAGUAAAUUUAUUAGAAUCAUUAGUGGUGGACGAGAUAGGGGCAGGAAAGCCAAAGCACUUAAGGUUUCUGCGGGACAGCAUGGUUCUGGAACUCCAUGGUCACUAUUCGAAGACCAGGCUCUUGUUGUUCUGGUGCAUGAUAUGGGUCCAAACUGGGAGCUUGUUAGUGAUGCUAUUAACAGUACUAUACAGUUCAAGAACAAGGCUAUGGCCACCAUGGUGGUAUCGGGUGGCAUUUUGGAGCACCUCCUCUAUUUGCCAUGUCACCUUUUUUGGCAUAAUCUGCAAUUAAUAUCGCUGCCUGCUAUUCAUGUGGCGAUGGGGCUGAGGGGAUACUCAUUGAUUACUGAUGGUGGUAUCUUCCACCUGAUGGAGAGUCAAGUGGAAGACAAGAAUGACUUAUGUAUCUUUCGGAAGCCAAAAGAGUGCAAGGAGCGUCACAAGAUUUUAAUGGAUAGAAGUGCUGGGGAUGGUGCAGAUAGUGCUGAAGACUCGGGAUCUUCUCAGUCUUAUCCGUCUACGCUGCCUGGAAUUCCGAAGGCAUGUGGUAGUGCCAGACAGUUGUUUCAGCGUUUGCAAGGACCAAUGGAGGAGGAUACUCUGAAGUCACAUUUUGAUAAAAUUAUCAAGAUUGGGCAGAAGCAACGUUUGCACAAGAAUCAGGUAACCUUUCGAGAAGUGGCCUUUGCCAUAUCUAUUCUAUUGAUUUAUUUCCUGGAUGAUUCCAAGAGUGCAAAUGAUAACCAACCAUUAGUACCUGUCCAUAAUUCGCAUGCGAAUGCUCUUUCCCAAAUCUGUCCGAACAACUUGAAUGGGAGUAUUUUAACGCCACUUGAUCUUUGUGAUACAAAUCAAGCAAUCCCAGAUGGCCUUUCCCUUGGGUAUCAAGGCUCUCAUACUGGUGGUUUACCUAUCUCAAAUCAUAGUUCUGUACCAUCAGUGCAUCCUUCAGGUGGGCUGAACUCAUCUAUUCCUUCGUCUUCUGGUAUGAGUCUUAGCAAUAACUUAUCAUCAUCUGGUCCAUUGCCAGCCUCUUCCAGGGAUAGUAGAUAUGGAGUUUCACGUACUCCACCUUUAUCAGUUGAUGAACAGCAGAGAAUACAACAAUAUAAUCAGAUGUUAUCCAGCAGAAACAUGCAGCAAUCUACCAUGUCCAUUCCUGGGUCACUUUCAGGAACUGAUCGGGGUGGUGCACGAAUGUUGCCUGGUGGUAAUGGUAUGGGCAUGAUGGGUGGGAUCAACAGAAGCAUUGGAAUGUCUAGGCCAGGGUUUCAAGGAAUCCCAUCAUCAUCUAUGCUUAGUUCUGGGGGCAUGCUUUCUUCUAGUAUGGUGGGGAUGCCAAGCCCUGUAAAUAUUCACUCUGGAGUUGGUGCCGGACAAGGCAAUUCAAUGCUGAGACCACGGGAGAAUGUACACAUGAUGAGGGUGAGUAGAGUUCAUAUUCUCUCAGAAAUUAAUUGGGGUUCAAUUGAUAACAAUUAA